AUGGCCAUGGCAUUGCCUACAACAUCAAGAAAUAGUUUGAAACAGGUUGAAUGGAUGUGGAAGUCAAAUCCAAAUCCAUGGUCUGAAUCAGAAUCAGCUAUAUGGAGUCAUUAUUCAGAUGUGGAAAAUCUAAUUAUCGAAGAAGCAUUUACAGACCAACAAUCAUUAGCACUCUUAGAUGAUUAUUGUAUUGAUUUUCAAAAAAAUCUUCAAGUAUCCAACAUUGAUGGUAACAAACGAAGGCCUGUUAAACGCGUCGUGCGUAAAAGAGAAGAUAAACAUCUAAGAGAAGAACGUUUUGUAGAUCUUCCUGUUUCUACGGCACGUUCGUUUGGUGGUCAAUAUGGUUGGAUGUCGCCAUUUGUAGUUGAAGUUCGAAGAGAUUUAGGUCUUAAAAUAGAUGAAUUACCUUCGAAAAAGCCAACUAUGGUACCAAUGCUUGUUGAAAAAGCAGCUCGUGGUAUAAUUGAAGAAGGCAAAUAUCUCAAGAAAGAACGAGAAGCAGAAAAAAUGGCAAAUAUGCUUAGAGAAAAAAAGAACCAAGACAUGAAAGAAAUAUGGAAAUGUUGUGCUUAUCUUUACUCCUUAGAAAGUUUUCUAUAUAAAACUUUGAAUGCAGCCAUGAGAUUAGUAGGAGAUGAAAAGCACGAAAAUGUAUGGCGAAGUAAAAUUCGUACAUUAGGUCCAUUUUGUUUACUACUGUGGGAUGAUCCAAUUAAUAUAAAAACAAAAAGGGGAACAACACUUUACCGAGGAGCUCAAUUGACUCCUGAACAAAUUGCUUCCUAUGAAGAUAUGGCCAAAAACUCAAGUAAACUUGGAUCAUUUCAAGCUUUUUCAUCAUGUAGCCGAAAUCGUGAAAAAGCAGAAGAAUUUGGUAAUACUUUAUUUAUUAUGAAAUUAGACCAUGCUUUUACUGCUGAUCUUCGUGAAUUAUCUGAAUAUCCGAAUGAAGAAGAGGAACUGAUUAUACCAGGUGUUUUUUUUAGUGUGGAAAAAUAUUAUAUAUUUACACUUAUGCAUUGGGAAAGUAAAUCAAAUGAUAUGGAAAUAUUGCCACGUCCUUAA
Molecule: messenger RNA, 1068 nt
Organism: Rotaria sp. Silwood1
Lineage: Eukaryota; Metazoa; Rotifera; Eurotatoria; Philodinida; Philodinidae
Source: the annotation of a GenBank genome assembly